GAAGAGCUUUAUCGAUAAUAACACUGUCAUCACCAUUGGCAUUUGAUUUCGAGUUUCAAGCAAUGUUGUAUCGUCUAAAGUAAUUACACACAAACGAUGUGCGAUUUUGACGCCUUGUGGGCGGAUGUACUGAGAAUCUUUCCAGUUUUGGGCGGAGCGAGCGCCAUAUCCAAUGACCCGGUUGAUGAGAAGGUAUUCCAAAAUGUUCGCCAGCACCUGAAUAUGUUGGGGAGCAUAGACACCUUUGCGGCGCUGGUGGACCUGGAAAUCCAGUCGGCCAUUCGGAAUGUCCUGGUGCCCAAGUUCUGGAAGCACUUCCAUGCCGGCUUGGUCUCGUCUGAAUUGCAGGGCGGGAUUAACGACCGAGCUCUGGCCAUAGAAGCCCUGCCCGAUAAGAACCGAUUAUUCACCCAGUUCAUAGAUGCCAUCAAUGAGCUGCACGACGGCUUUCAGAGCCUGAUGCAGGUGAAGCCCAGGCUGAUCCAGCUAGUUGGUACUGGGGGAAAGCCCGCUGCUAAAACGGUAAAGCUUAUGCAGGAGGAUGGCAUCAAGAACAGCUUAAGGGACUCCUUGCUGGCUCAACUGCCACCCACUUUCAGUGUGGUCGUUGGGGCAUUCUACUGGGUGCACUUUAAGCUCUUUACCAAGGCCUCAAAUCUCGCUUUGACCACAGUUGACUCGGAUGUUUUUGAUGAGCUCCUCUGCAUUGGCUGCAACUUCGACGCAGAGCAGUGCUGCUGCCAAAGGCUGACGGAUAUGGUUAACAAGACCAACAUGAAACUCUUCGAAAUGAACCUCAUAGACCGUCUAACUGGGAGUGCUCUGACGGCUCUCAUCAAGCUGAAAAUCAAGGAGCACAUUAACGACACAUGCAUGGGAAUUUUCGACAGAAGUCAUCUUAAGCAGCUGGAAACUUGGCUGUCGGACGUUAUAAUGUCCUGGCUGACAAACAUAUUCACGGAGUGGAAGUCUAAGGACAGCAUAAGCGAUAUCGAAGUUCCCGAGUCUGUAAAAUCCUUCAAAGUUAAACUGACUUACUUUAUGUACGAGACCUUUGCGCAAAGCGUUAUUGGUCAGUUCUUCAGCAUUAUAAUUGACUAUCCAGAUUCUAUACCGGCUAUAGAUGACUUGAAGAUCUGCAUGGAGAAAAUUGAUAUGAGAGUCUACCUCACUGAAUCCCUUAGGAGUUCGCUAGAGGCAAGGAUUCUGCAUCCUGGAGUCAACACCAUGGACAUAUUGACCGGUUACGUGGCAGCCAUCAAAGCUAUUCGCCAUCUGGAUAGCACGGGAGUCAUCUUAGAGAUGGUAACGGCACCAAUCAAAGAUUACCUGAGGAAACGAAACGACACAGUGCGACGCGUAGUCACUGGGCUGACUGAAGAGGGACCCACGGACUUGUCCGAGGAACUCGCUAAGGGAGAAUCAAUUAAGGAAUGCAAGGACUCGGGUGCCGAUGAGUUCAGCAACUGGGAAAAUUGGGAGCCGGAUCCGUUUGGAAUAGAUGCCAGCAUCAUGCAGUACAACAGCUCGCGGAAGAUGAGGUCGGCUGACAUUAUAUCGAUGGUGGUUGACAUAUACGGCAGUAAGGAGUUGUUCAUGACAGAAUAUCGCAAUCUAAUGGCAGAUAGACUGCUGGCCCAGUUAGAUUUCAAUUCCGAAAAGGAAAUUCGAAAUCUGGAACUGCUCAAGAUCCGAUUUGGGGAAUCACUACUGCACAGCUGUGAGGUGAUGUUGAAAGACGUAACAGAUUCCAAGCGAAUUAACGCGCACAUCCACAGCGAUGGCAACCGAACUGAAAAUCAGUUAUUCGAAAUCUCCUCGCUAAUUGUUUCUGCCCAGUUUUGGCCGUCCUUCAAUAAAGAAAGCCUCCAACUUCCUGAGGAGAUUGAGAAUGAGUUCAAGAAGUACACCAAAGCCUAUGAGGCUUACAAGGGUAACCGCACGCUGAACUGGCGUACAGUGACUGGUCGUGUAAAUAUUGAAAUCGAGAUCGGAGACAGAACCAUGGAAAUGGUUGUGAGCCCCAUUUUGGCGGUCAUUAUAUACCACUUCCAAACUAAGAAUGAAUGGACUAUCGAGGAUCUAAGCUCCAUUACGAAAGUUCCACCCUCUGCACUGCGACGCCGUCUGAGUUUUUGGCAAAACCACGGACUGAUCUCGGAAACGACACCCGGAGUUUUCACUCUGUUGGAAAAGGAAUCGGAAAAGUCUCAGUUCGAGGACAUGAGCCUCGCAGAAGCUGACGAAGAGGAUUUGGAAUCCGCAAUGGCUUCGGCCAGCGAUCAAAGGGAAGAGGAACUCCAAGUUUUUUGGUCCUAUAUUGUUGGAAUGCUCACGAAUCUGGACUCCAUGCCAAUUGACCGAAUCCACCAGAUGCUGAAGCUGUUUGCCUCCCACAGCGGCGGAGUGGAGUUUACUCAGGAAGAGCUGAAACACUUUUUGCAGCGAAAAGUCAGAGAGCACAAGCUUAUAUUCUCGGGUGGAGUUUAUCAAUUGGCAAAAUAAGUUGCGGAGAUUACCAAAACCAAGUUGCAAACGACUGAAGAAAUCAUGAAAUAAAUAAUGAAUGAACGUGAUAACGUUUAUGAAA
Molecule: messenger RNA, 2590 nt
Organism: Drosophila yakuba
Lineage: Eukaryota; Metazoa; Arthropoda; Insecta; Diptera; Drosophilidae
Gene: morula
Product: anaphase-promoting complex subunit 2
Exons: 8
Coding region: 97-2505 (802 amino acids)
Biological process (GO): ubiquitin-dependent protein catabolic process
Cellular component (GO): anaphase-promoting complex
Molecular function (GO): ubiquitin protein ligase binding
Source: RefSeq, a predicted model, not a curated record